AUGGCCUCAGGAAACAACGCUUCGGUGACUGAGUUUAUCCUGCUGGGUUUAACACAACAGCCAGCACUCCAGCUGCCUCUCUUCUUCAUUUUCUUAGGAACCUAUGUGGUCACCACGGUGGGGAACACUGGCUUGAUUAUUCUGAUUGGUCUGAACUCUCACCUGCACACUCCCAUGUACUACUUUCUCUUUAACCUUUCCUUCAUUGAUCUCUGUUAUUCCUCUGUCAUAACCCCCAAAAUGCUGAUUUGUUUCGUAGAAGAAAACACCAUCUCUUAUGCAGAGUGCAUGGCUCAGCUCUAUUUCUUCUCUUUCUUUGUCAUUGAUGAGUGCUUUAUUUUGACAUCAAUGGCCUAUGACCGGUAUGUGGCCAUCUGUAAGCCCCUGCUCUACAAAGUGACCAUGUCCCAUCACGUCUGCCUCAUGCUGAUGGUGGGUGCAUAUGGCAUGGGGUUUGUGGGUGCCCUGGCCCACACUGGGUGUAUGCUGAGACUCACCUUCUGUGAUGGCAAUGUCAUCAAUCAUUACAUGUGUGACAUACCUCCUCUCCUCCAGCUCUCCUGCUCAAGCACCUACAUCAAUGAGCUGGUGGUUUUCACUGUGGUCGGCAUCAGUGUCAUAGUGCCCAGUCUCACCGUCUCCAUUUCUUACACGUUGAUCAUCUCCAACAUCCUCCGCAUCCAGUCUACAGAAGGCAGGUCCAAAGCCUUCAGUACCUGCAGCUCCCACAUAAUUACUGUUUCUCUUUUCUUUGGAGCAUCAGCAUUCAUGUAUCUUAAGCCUUUUCCUGCAGGGUCUCUGGAUCAAGAUAAAGUAUCCACAGUUUUUAUACCAUUGUGGGGCCAAUGCUGA
This is a messenger RNA of Manis pentadactyla (Chinese pangolin), 852 nucleotides long. Its product is annotated as olfactory receptor 147-like. Gene Ontology annotation, molecular function: olfactory receptor activity; G protein-coupled receptor activity; odorant binding. Lineage: Eukaryota; Metazoa; Chordata; Mammalia; Pholidota; Manidae. Gene Ontology annotation, cellular component: membrane. Bases 1 to 852 code for a protein of 283 amino acids. The transcript has a single exon. Gene Ontology annotation, biological process: sensory perception of smell; G protein-coupled receptor signaling pathway. The record is from RefSeq and is a predicted model, not a curated record.